AUAACGGGGCAUUGACAAACAACCAUAAACCUCAACAACGCCACUAUCGAGGAAGGCAACCUCGCUCAGUGUCCAAAUACUACGCCCGUAGCCAUUUGGCACGAGAAAACAGUCGAUGACAACUGACACUAGCGGCAAGGCCAAGGAACUCCUCGAUUCUUUGGUGGAGCCCCUCACUGCCCAAGUCCAUCUUCUUCCAGCCAUACACGCGCAGCUGGGUCUUCCGAGCUCUGCUAUAGCAGCUGAUCUCGAUAAACUCCGUGUGGUUCUUGCAGAUGCAAUAGAGGCCCAAAUACAGCAACGGCGAAGCGAAGUUAAAGCAUGGUUGGAACGAUGCGACAAAGUUGAAAAGGACUGCAAUGUCUUGGCGAAGAGCACGGGGCUAGAUAAAAGCGAGAAACCACCCACAUCUACUAUUUCUGAGCUUAGGAAGAUAACUAACAUUCCGGAACGCCUUGAGCAGUUAGUCGCUCUUCGAGACUCACUCAAUGCGAUUUAUGCCGUUAAGUUCGAAGAAAAGAACGCAUUGACUGUGGAACUCGAACGGAUCUCGAAGAUAGUUGGUCUUGAGUUUUAUUCGGCCGAUGUUUUGUCUGCCAUCAAUAUCUCAGCGUCCGAUGCCAAGGGUAACGAUGCACUAUGGAGGGACGUGACACCACAAAAACUGAACAAGCUCGAGAGAGAGAUUAAACGUGGAUUGGAGGAGAUCAGUACCAGGCAAGCCGAGCUGACGAAACUGCUUGAGCAGAUAAUGUGGUUGCAUUCCGAGCUUGGUCUCGAAAUCCCGGACCCCGACGCAGUCGAAGAUCUUAGCAUAAUAAUUGCGGAUGAACAACAAGCCGCCACGUCCUUCAAUCACAGUGCGACGCAAGGGCAUGCCUCGAGUAGUACACGCGCGACACCUCAAAUGUACAAUCGAGUCCUCUCUGAAUUCGCAGCACGCAUAGCCGAAUUGGACGAAGACAGCUUUGAAAACUUUGUUUUCGAUGGCGUUGAUCCAACUCUUGACAUCAUUUCGUAUUUCGGAACAAUUUUACAGGAGUUAGAACAACGCAUGAAGACUAGACAACAACAAAUACAAUCAAUGUACGACGAGCUUGAAGUUGUUUGGAAACGCCUUAAUAUACCAGAGAUCGAAACGGAGGGAUUUGUCGAACGGAAUCGGGGCACCACUGACGAUGUUAUUCAGGCGUAUGAAGCGGAACUUGCUCGCAUGACUGAACUGAAGCUGCAGAGUCUUUCUGGCUUUAUUGCUAUCGUGCGAGGGGAGUUACAGUCCCUUUGGGUCGACUUGAUGAUGGGUCCCAAUGAUCGUGCAUUGUUCGCUCCGAUGUGGAAAGAUGAGGAAGAGGAGGAAGACCCGGAGGCACUUCUCAAUGAGCACGAUUUAGAAGUGGCCAGGUUGAAGGAAGAGAAACGGUCCAAAGCCCACAUUCUUCCGUUUGUGAAGAAGUACUUCGAGAUCUCGAAUGACGAGAAGAUAUUAGCGGAAUCAGCCUCCGACACUUCGCGACUAACAGGUCGAGGAAACCGGGACCCUGGUCGACUCCUUCGAGAGGAAAAGAUGCGCAAGCGGGUGAGGAAGGAGAAGCCUCGACUACUCCGAGAGUUACUUGACUUUGUGUCGCAUUGGGAGGCAGAGCAUAGGUCCGAAUUCCGUGUAGAAGACACAUCACUUCUCGCUUGCCUGCAGCAAGAUGCUGAAGCCGAAACAUCUUCGAACCAAAGUAGUCAGAAGAGAACCAAGGCGGCCACGAUGUCAAUUAGAUCCGUGACACCUGCCCCUGGCGGCUCUGUCCAAGGGUCUGCCCAAAAGCACGGCCUUCCGAGCUCAGACAGCGGCCCACUUGCUAAACGGGCAAGGCUUACUCCUACCAAUGCUCCAAGGAAACCGAACUCCACAACUCAUUCACGAGGCGUCACGCCCACACCAUCGAAUAACCGAAACACUACUCCAGCAACCUUCGGAACGACUGUCCGUGCGCCGCUGCGAGUUAGUUCACAAUCAAACGGUACCGUUCCGCCUUUACCGCCAUCAUAUGACAGCGUCAAAAUAUCUGCGCAUCCUUCAAUAUCCAACACCUCGUCAGGUCACGGCUUUGGAUCCGUCAUUGGCCUUGGCACUGCUCCAUUGAGACUACCGAACGGGGCAUCGGGCUACGCUCAGUCCCUUAGGUCUGGAUCAGGAUCAACGGUGAGAAGCGUUUCGGCUUCGUCAAUCCCUCGACCGCCGUCCGCUGCGCUCGCUCAAGCAACUGCAAAAGUGGCUAGAAGACGGGAUAGUUUCAAACCCCGACCCAGUUUGGAUUAUGCAUUAGUAGACUUAUCGGGAAUGCACAGUGCUGGCUGCGGAGGUGAAGAAAUCCUAGAGGAGAGUGACGAGGAACUGGAAGUGUAUUAAUUAGAGGCCAUGAUACCCUUUGGCGUCCAUUUUGAUCAUUGCUUUCAAAUGCCUGUGUGUUUAUGUUAUUUGUACAGUUUUCGUUGUGUAAUGAAUUCCAAGACCUCUGUGUAUCGUUAUGUACAUGCAAUUUGAGAUGCGAAU
Molecule: messenger RNA, 2545 nt
Organism: Cantharellus anzutake
Lineage: Eukaryota; Fungi; Basidiomycota; Agaricomycetes; Cantharellales; Hydnaceae
Product: microtubule associated protein-domain-containing protein
Exons: 10
Coding region: 116-2401 (761 amino acids)
Biological process (GO): microtubule cytoskeleton organization; mitotic spindle midzone assembly
Cellular component (GO): spindle; mitotic spindle midzone; cytoplasm
Molecular function (GO): microtubule binding
Source: RefSeq, a predicted model, not a curated record